AUGUUAACAGACAUUUUCACUUUGUGUCUGAUAUCAUUCAGCACCUUGCACGCGGGGUCUUCUUUGCAACUGCACCUCGGCAUGCCCAAUGUUUGUGCCGACCAGGAGAUGUCUCUUUUGAGGAGCCCUCAGCCUUGUGUUCAGGCUUUUACACGCAUGGUGAAGGUGUGGAGGCAGGGCUGCACAGGCCACAAAUGGUGUAUAAGUCACGAGAGGAGGACAACGUACUACACGACGUACAGACAAGUGUACAGGACGGAUAUGCACACAGUUUUGAAGUGCUGCCCUGGUUGGACUCAAAGGGAUGGCGAAGCUGGCUGUCUCCAUAGGGUAUGCAGUGCCAAUAUGUGUUUUAAUGGAGGUCGAUGCGCAGAGAGUGGCGAUCACAUAUGUCAUUGUCCAAAAGGCUUCAAAGGGCCGAGAUGCCAAUAUGAUAUAAAUGAAUGUGAGGUGGACAAAGGAGGCUGUGACGAAUACUGUUGCAAUACCUUUGGCAGCUACUACUGCAAGUGUCCUCAGGGCAGUGAGCUGGGGCCAGAUGGCAAAUCUUGUCAUGAUGUCAAUGAAUGUGCGGAGCUCAAUGGAGGAUGCCAGCAGAUGUGCGUCAACACACUAGGCUCCUACCAUUGUGAGUGCGGGGAAGGAUUCCGCAUGCAUACUGAUGGUCGGACUUGUAUUGCGGUAAACUCUUGCUUGGUGUUGAAUGGUGGUUGUGAGCACAAGUGUCUAGACAUGGGGAACAAUCACUACAAAUGUGAGUGUCGAAAGAACUACAAGCUCAAGACAGAUGGGAGACACUGUGAACUGAGGGACCCCUGUGAGGAGAGGAAUGGAGGCUGCACACAGCUGUGUGAGUCUGUGGAUGGCCGUGUCCACUGCAGCUGCCGACCUGGUUUUACUCUGGCUGAAGGUGGCAAGAGCUGUGAAGACAUUGACGAGUGCAAUUCAGGCCAUGACAAGUGCUCUCAUGGAUGCGUCAACACGCUGGGCUCCUUUCGUUGUGUGUGUCAUCCGGGCUUUGACCUCGGUGCAGAUGGAAAACGGUGCUACCGCAUUGAGAUGGAGAUUGUUAACAGCUGUGAGAAGAAUAAUGGCGGCUGCUCUCAUCAGUGUGAGCACACCACCAACGGGCCCCUUUGCUCCUGCCAUCAUGGCUACCAGCUAGACCAGGACAGGAAGACCUGUGUAGACAGUGAUGAGUGUGUCAAUGGGGAAUCCUGCUGCAGUCACUUCUGUAGAAACUAUCCAGGCGGGUACGAAUGCAGCUGUAGAGCCGGCCACACACAAAACCCAGAUGGCUGCAGCUGCGACGACAUCAAUGAGUGUCUGGCAGAGACUUCAGGCUGCGACCAUGACUGUGUCAACACCCUGGGAACAUAUGAGUGUUUUUGCCGAAAUGGUUUCCGUUUGGAUCAAGAUCAGCACACCUGCAUCUCUUUGUAUGGUAGAGAGUUGGAGGAAGAUGACGAGGAGGAAGAGGAAGAAGAUGAAGAGCAGCUGGAAGUCUACAAGUUACCACAGCUUUUCUUCCGCAACGUUCCCCAGCUCCUCCAUUACACAGCAGCUUUGCAUUCGCGCUAUGGCAGUGAUGAUGAUGAUGAUGAUGCUGGUGACUUUGACGAAGAGUUUGAGAGCCUCAAAAAACAUCAUGGAGAAUUUAGAUUGGAUAACCAAAUUGUGUGUCUGGAUAACUCUUUUGGGGAAGACUGCAGUUGGCGAUGUGAAGACUGUGUAAAUGGAAACUGUGGUGAAAAUAAAGACCGCUGUGAAUGUUCACCUGGAUGGGCUGGCCUUAUCUGCAAUGAGACUUGUCCUCAGGGCACUUAUGGGCCGACUUGCAACAGUCUGUGCCGAUGUAAGAAUGGAGGCACAUGUGACCCUGUGACUGGGAGGUGUUUGUGCCCCCCGGGGGUACAAGGUCUACUCUGCGAGACUGGUUGUCCAAGGGGCUAUUUUGGAACUCACUGCAUGAGAAAGUGCAACUGUCCCAACAAUGGACAUUGCCAUCGGCUAUAUGGAGCUUGCCUGUGUUCUCCAGGGUUAUAUGGUCGACACUGCCAUCUGCCUUGUCCCAGGUGGACGCACGGCGCUGGCUGCUCGAAGGAAUGUGACUGUCUUCGAGAACAUUCCACUGGCUGUGACCCUAAGAUGGGGAGCUGUAUCUGUAAGCCUGCAUACCACGGCUCACGAUGUGAGGAAGAAUGUGAGUCGGGCUUCUUUGGUGCAGGCUGUGAGCAGCUAUGUGACUGCCCAGCUGGAGGGUCAUGUGACCCCAGGACUGGAGAGUGCAGCCAACAAUGUCCUGCGGGCCUUCACGGCGAGAGAUGUCAGCUGGUGUGUCCGGACGGCUUUUACGGUCUUGACUGUGGCCAGAUGUGUGAGUGCCAGAAUGGUGCCCGAUGCCACCACAUCACAGGAGCCUGCCAAUGCACCGCUGGCUGGGCAGGACCUCACUGCAUUCUGGCUUGUUCCAGCGGAUUGUUUGGUGAGGGCUGCGAGCAGAAGUGUGACUGUGUCCAUACCUCGGGUUGCCACCAUGUGACGGGCCACUGCCAAUGUGAGCCCGGUUGGAGAGGAGCCAAGUGUGACAAACGAUGUCGCCCAGGCUCCUAUGGACCAAAUUGCAAGUCUCGAUGCAGUUGUCUCAAUGGUGGUCGCUGCGAUUUCAGGACGGGGACCUGCCACUGUCCUCCAGGUUUCAUUGGAGCGGACUGCAGCUCACAAUGCCCGAGUGGAUACUAUGGCAAAGACUGUGCUAAGGUGUGUUCUUGUGGGGAAGGUGGUCAGUGCCACCCAACAAAUGGAAGAUGUAUUUGUGCAAUUGGGAGAAUGGGGCAAUCCUGUCAAGUCUGUCCCAGGGGGCGUUACGGCCUGCAGUGCCGAUACACACGCAGAUGUCAAAAUGGUGGCCAGUGUGAUCAUAUAGAUGGUAAAUGCACAUGUGGCCUUGGCUGGACCGGACCGGACUGUGAUACAGCCUGUUCACAGGGGAAAUACGGUGUUAAUUGUUCCCAAGACUGUCCUUGCCUCAAUGGUGGGACAUGUGACCGCUUUAUUGGCAGCUGCAACUGUACAGCUGGGUACUACGGCCACUCCUGUCAACAUAGAUGCCCACUUGGAUAUUUUGGUGUGAAUUGUGGCCUUACUUGCGAUUGUAAGUCUGGGCAGACCUGCGAUCACGAGACGGGACAAUGUGUGUGCCUACCAGGCUACGAUGGGCCUCAGUGCCAAAGCCGAUGUGAAGCCGGCAAGUUUGGCUCUAAGUGUGAAAGGUCAUGUGACUGUUCAGGUGGCUCAUGUGACCCGUCCACUGGACGUUGCCUCUGUUCUCCCGGAAGGACGGGACAGAGGUGUGAAAAAGAGUGCAGUGGGGACCGAUUCGGACCAGACUGCUCUCUGUCUUGCCAGUGUUCUCACGAGGCCCGCUGUGACGGGGUGACUGGACGCUGCCGUUGCCCACUCACCUGGCUGGGCCCCACCUGUGGUGAAGCGUUGCUUCACCCGAACACGAGGACAGCCGAACCUUUCCAUGUCCCGGAGAAAGAGAAGCGCGGCCAGUCAAAGUGUAUAAACGCCAGCAUUACAACACAAGAGCCUGGAGCUCAAGACGAUCCACUGAUAAACUUGACCCGUGAGCCGGCCUCAGAGAACCGCAAAUUGUAACCUUUAAAAGGACUCUGUCUAUCUAGAUACGCUGUUAUAAAGGGGAAUCGCUUACUGUGUGCACAAUCGAAGUAUAAAGUCAUUGAAUGAAUACAUUUUGAAACCCGUUGAUUGACUGACCAUCUGCCCGGGGCGUAGUCCUCCUUUUGCCCAAUCAGCUGCGAUCGGCUCCCCGCAACUGUGUGCAUGAUGUAUUUAUUUCAGCACAUUUGCCACGGAGUCAGAAUUGAGCUAACGGCCGUAGCAGAGAUGUACACAUUUGACAAACACAAGUUAAUUGCCAAGCUAAAGCCAAGUUUUGUCUUCCUGCAUAUACACUUAGUAAUCUGUUGUGGUAUAAAAUUGCACC
Phycodurus eques (leafy seadragon) is the source of this 4012-nucleotide messenger RNA. It is a transcript of the gene megf6, whose product is annotated as multiple EGF like domains 6. The coding region runs from base 1 to 3663 and encodes 1220 amino acids. The record is from RefSeq and is a predicted model, not a curated record. Lineage: Eukaryota; Metazoa; Chordata; Actinopteri; Syngnathiformes; Syngnathidae. Gene Ontology annotation, molecular function: protein binding; calcium ion binding. The transcript is spliced from 28 exons.